CGGCGGCGCUGAGGUGAGGCGGCGCGGAGGGGCCCGGCCCGGCGGGGCGGAGACUGCAUCCCCCUGCUACACACACACACACACCCCGCGUCUCCGCCACCGGGCACCGGUGCGGGUCUGCCCGUCGUACCCACACACCCCCCUCCGGCUGCAGGGAAAGGGCGAGGGGCUCCCCGGCUGGACGGCCCCGGGAGUCGGGCCUACCGGUGCGAGGGGCGGCCGGGGAAAGGUGAUCCGCGUUCCCGCAGGGAGGAAGCGGGGGAGGCCGCCUCGGCCGCCCGAGCUGCGGAGGUGUCCCCAAAACAUGGCAGUCAAAUGGACUGGAGGACAUUCCUCAUCUGUACUGUGCUUGAACGUGAAUACGGAAGGGCUGGUGGCUUCAGGCGCGGAGGGAGGCGAGCUCACGCUGUGGGACGGGGGAGGCACUCCGGUGGGACGGCUCCAGCUCCCCAAGGCGGACGACGUGACCUCCGUGCUGUUCUCACCCCGCCACCCCACCAGGCUGUACACCUCCCAUGGAGAAACUAUCAGUUUGCUGGAUGUCCGAUCCCUCAAGGAGCCCAUCGAUCGAUUCCACGUGAAUGAGGAGGAGAUCAACUGCCUUUCAGUGAACGAGACCGAGAGUUUCUUGGCUGCGGCAGAUGACUCGGGGGCAAUAAAGAUUAUGGACUUGGAAAACAAGAAAGUCAGCCGCUCCUUGAGACACUCAAACAUCUGCUCCUCUGUUGCCUUUCGACCUCAGAGGCCUCAAAGCCUUGUUUCCUGUGGACUGGACAUGCAGGUGAUGCUGUGGAACUUGCAGAAAGCUCGCCCCUUGUGGACCACAAGCCUGCAGGAGUGUGAAACGGAGGGCGACAGUCCACAGUCAGCUGGCCAGUUCUUCAACCCACCACUGGCGCAUUCCCUGUCUGUCGCAUCCUGCGGCAACAUCUUUGGCUGCGGAGCUCAAGAUGGUAAAAUCAGAAUAUUCAGAGUCACCGGUGUCAAGUUUGAGCGUGAGCUGGACUUUGAAGGUCACAGCUUGGGAGUAUCGCAGGUCCUCUUUAUGCCAGAAGCGUACUGGUUGUUGACCGGAGGAAAUGAUGGGAAAGUCUUGCUCUGGGAUGUCAGCAGUGAGGUGGGGAAGCAGCAGAAAAGUCCAGCGAAAUCUCUGCAGAGAAGGAAGGCCCAAGCGCUGGCUUCCACCAGAAAAGAUGGAAAGCUCAAAGAAGUGGCUUCCAAUGGACAUGCGAGAGUUUCACCAAAGCUAACCAUUGAGCACGGGGAGAAGGUGAACUGGAUCUCGUGCGCAGAGAUCAAAGGCUCCAGGAGAGUGUUAGUUGCUGAUCAGAGCAGUUCGGUCUCUGUGUAUCCCUUGCCAGAACCUUAGACACUGAGACUUCUAAAGAAAUUUGUGGGGGGAAAAAACCACUUCUUGGGGCAUUUGCCUUGAGCCCAGUUACAUCCGCUGACAGCGAGCUGGGCAGUGAAACCUGCUGCGUCCUCCGGAAGGGGACUUGCCCUGCGCUCACACAACGCCAUGUCACCGGCCUCGCUGUCGGUGUUCACUGCAGCUGCUUCUUGCAGGGUUGGCAGUUUGCUGCUUGAGUUUUUCAAUAUGUUUAGGGGUAAUAUUAGUUCGUGACUAAGCUGACAUGAUUAAAGUUGGAGAAGGAAAGUCACACUAACGGGGACACUCGCAAGGCUAAAUGAGGAAGCUGAGCAAUGACAGAGGUGUCACUGGCUCAGCUCCUUCCAUUUUGAACCAUUGCAGUGCUUUACGUUACUCUCCCCAUUAAACUUAAAUUGGCCAUAGUGGAAAUAUAUAUUUUAAUUGGUUUGUCAGGAGCUGCAUAUGAGACUAGAGAAACAUCAACUAAUGAGUAAUCCAAUUAGUUUAACUGGAUUUUUUCACACUGCAGUAAAAGAAGGAGCAGGGGACACUGUUAACACCUCUUUAACAGGUCAGCUGUCAUAGGCAUUUAGUUGUUUAUCCCAGGGGGAAAAAAGCUAUUACACUUGUCUUAAUAAAUGCUUUCUUUCUCACGG
Molecule: messenger RNA, 2028 nt
Organism: Calidris pugnax (ruff)
Lineage: Eukaryota; Metazoa; Chordata; Aves; Charadriiformes; Scolopacidae
Gene: WDR53
Product: WD repeat domain 53
Exons: 3
Coding region: 305-1369 (354 amino acids)
Molecular function (GO): protein binding
Source: RefSeq, a predicted model, not a curated record